GCAUUCGCUCUUCUUAUUCCACUAUCAAAAGUUGCAGCCGCUACGACAAUAAUUCGGCGAAACCUUCCAUAUAUCAUCGAACACGAUAAUAUUGAUAUCACACCAGUUAUCAGACGCCGCAUCAUUAGAAUGUCCUUCGAUGCUAUCGCAGGACGCCGCUCCUUUAUAUUCGGUGCCUCACGAGCCAGCGAUUACCAGUUACCACAUCUGGAUAGGAUUGCUAAGCAUCAUUUCGCCCCUUAUUUUGACUCCAAUAACUAUGCUCUAUACCUCAACAAUACCAGUUCGGAGCGCAUACACCUC
Bipolaris oryzae ATCC 44560 is the source of this 303-nucleotide messenger RNA. RefSeq lists its product as uncharacterized. The annotation marks the transcript as partial. Lineage: Eukaryota; Fungi; Ascomycota; Dothideomycetes; Pleosporales; Pleosporaceae. The transcript has a single exon. The record is from RefSeq and is a predicted model, not a curated record.